This is a messenger RNA of Capronia epimyces CBS 606.96, 1536 nucleotides long. RefSeq lists its product as uncharacterized. The record is from RefSeq and is a predicted model, not a curated record. The coding region runs from base 1 to 1536 and encodes 511 amino acids. Gene Ontology annotation, biological process: transmembrane transport. Gene Ontology annotation, molecular function: transmembrane transporter activity. The transcript has a single exon. Lineage: Eukaryota; Fungi; Ascomycota; Eurotiomycetes; Chaetothyriales; Herpotrichiellaceae.
AUGUUCAGCACUCUUGUUGAACGCGUCAAGCGUCUUGACGUUCAAUACAAGCAACCCAGGCGCGAGAUUGCCAAACGGGACACCAUCGUCCCCAUCGCCAUCGCUUCUCUCGCGCUGUUCUGUAUGUGGGGGCUUGCUUACGGGCUCCUCGACAUCAUGAACUACCACGUCAAGGUGGCCAUGGGCAUCGGCCGUGACAAGGCCGCCAUUCUCGCUGCUGGCUACUACGCCGCAUACAUUCCUGGCGCUCUCUUCAUUGGUGGCCCCCUGGUCCGCAACUGCGGCUAUCGGGUGGCCAUGGUCACUGGGCUGUUUGGUCUGGCACUCGGCGACUUCUUCAUGUCCAUAGGCGCACAGAGCUGUAGCUUAGGUGGCAUGGUCGCCGCCAUGUUUGUCAUCGGCCUAGGUGUCUCAACCUUGGAGCGCUCCGCCAAUCCAUACGCGGUGAACUGUGGCCCUCGCACACAAGCCACCCUACGCAUCCUGGUCGCCCAGGCGUGGGCGGGCAUUGGCACCGUGAUUGCACCAUUCCUGGCCAACGCAUUCGUCUUCAGCCCAGACACCUCGACCUUGCGCCCUGUCUCCGACCCGUCUCGCCCAGGCAAAUGUCUGAUGCCGACCGAGAAUGCAUCAGCCUCUUGCGCCAAUUUGGGCAGCGUCAUCACCUUCUACAGGGCCCUAGGCGGGUGCAUUCUCGGCCUGAUGGUGGUUGUGGCAUGGAUCUUCUUCCGCACCAACUGGGUGCCGGAAGUGGAAGUCCCUGAAGCACCUGUCACUGUCGGCUGGAGGCUGUGGAAGCAUCCGUUGCUGUCGCGGCGCUAUGCCCGGAUCUGGUGGGGUGUUUGCGCCAAUUUUGUCAAUCUCGGUUGCCAAGUGACCUUUGCACAGUUUUUCAUUGAGCAUAUGAAGGUCAACGCGUGCGCCAGCGACAAGUGGGCGGCCGUGUGCAUGUCAUUUGCCCAGAUUGCUUUUGUGGUUGGCCGGUUCGUCGCUGCUGGUCUGGUGACCGCCCCCAAGAUCUUCAAGCCCCGGUACGUCCUGGCUUGCUUCAUCGCCGGCGCUGUGGCGACGACUGCCGCAGGCACAUCCAUUACCGGCUCCGCAGCAAUCUCGGUGGCUGUCAUGGUCAUGUUCUUCGAGGCGCCUUCUUUCCCGAUGAUUUUCGAGAGCGCGACCGCUUCAUUUGACGAGUGGACGCCCACAUGCGAGACACUCAUGAUUGUCAGCAUCUCCGGCGGUGCCUUGCAACCUCCGUUGAUGGCAAAGUUUGUCGAAGCUGUCCGCAUUUCCACGGCUUGGUCGAUGACUGCAGCAUGCUUCUUCUUGGUCUUCACGUAUCCUUUGGCAACCAAUCUGAUCCCGUCGUUCAGAAGGGCAUUGGACAGAGCCGAGGUCGGGGUGGACACCGUCACGGACGAAGAAAAGCGGGUUGUUGAAGACGGUCAGGGGAGUAGUGGCGUCCUGAGUCCUGAGCGGAGCAAGGCGUCCGCCGAGUCAAGAGUUUCGAGGGUUGACGGCGUUCAACCGUCGUUUUGA